Messenger RNA from Medioppia subpectinata, 3120 nucleotides. NCBI's taxonomy places the organism in Eukaryota, Metazoa, Arthropoda, Arachnida, Sarcoptiformes, Oppiidae. The record is from the annotation of a GenBank genome assembly.
AUGUCGACAAAACUGUCAAAACCGUUAUCACCGGGAGAUGUGAUCACUCAAGACAUGCCUAUCAUUCAUGUCCUUUUCAAUAAAUCCAAAGACAAAUAUUGUGACAAUUGUUUCAAACAAUCGGAUCAAUUGAAGAGAUGCGCGAAAUGUCUUGAAAUGCAUUAUUGCGGUAAAGAGUGUCAGAAGAAUGACUGGAAGUAUCACAAGAAUGAGUGUCCACUCCUUCGGCAGGAAAUACCAGAACUGCUUCUUUCCAAUGAUUACCUCAGAUUUUGGGUCCGAUUCUAUCUUUCGGUCAAAAAGAUCCCAACGUUUGCCACAGAAAAGCAUCGAUUGAUUGACGGAUCAAAUGUCAGUCUCAAUGACAUCAAAGUGGAUGACAUUUACUUUGAGGCCAUUAAUAGGCAAAGACUCGAGUUUGAGAUUUCGCACAAAGUGUUGACCGAAUUGGGUGUCCGUCACAAACUCGAAGAAGUGAUACAUUGGGUGUCAUUCCUCUACACCUGCUAUCCAUUGAUUCCCAUGCGAUCCGUUGGAUCCGUUGAAUCAAUUACUAAUUCAAUAGGUAUUGGACUAUACCUUCAGCACCGGUUCAUUAGACACAGCUGUCAACCCAACAGUGCUCUCAUUUUUAAAGAUCUAUCGCUACAAUUGCGGGCAAUGAGACCGAUAGCCGCCGGCGAAGAGAUCACUAUUACUCGCGCAGCCUUACAGUGGAACCGAACGGAUAGACAAAAUGACCUCAAAGAGUGGUCAAUAGUCUGCGAGUGCGACAAAUGUGUCCACCAUUUGGACCGUGACGUCGAUUAUCAACGCUUCCAAACCUACGAUCUCUUUCCCGUUCAUGUGUUCACAUUUGGUACACAAUUCAUAGAUCACGUGAACAAACUGUUGACUGAUUUGGACAUAAUGUACGGCGAGUUUCAUCCAAUGAAGACAAUGUAUUUGAAUCUAAUUGUCCUAAAUGUACACAACUGUCCGCUAUUAACAAAAUCGCUGUUAAAUGAAUUGACGGUCAAAUUGAUGAAAGCCAUUGACAUUACAUGUCUGGCCGACGGCCCGCUUAAGGAUUAUUUAAUGGAUACCUUUCAUUUGAAGAGAUGCGCGAAAUGUCUUCAAAUGUAUUAUUGCGGUAAAGAGUGUCAGAAGAAGGACUGGAAGUAUCACAAGAAUGAGUGUUCACUCUUUCAGUACGAAAUACCAGAACUGCUUCUCUCCGAUGAUUGGCUCAGACUUUGGUUCCGAUUCUACCUUUCGGUCAAAAAGAUCCCAACGUUUGCCACAGAAAAGCAUCGAUUGAUUGACGGAUCGGAAGUCAGUCUCAAUGAUAUUAAAGUGGAUGACAUUCACGUCGAGGCCAUUAACGGGCGAAGACAUGAGUUCGAGUCAUCGCACGAAGUGUUGGCCGAAUUGGGUGUUCGUCACGAACCGGAAGAAGUGAUACAUUGGGUGUCAUUCCUCUACAGUUGCGAUCCAUUGUUUCCGAUAUUAUCCGUUGGAAGUGGUGGCGAACCAAUAGGUGUUGGACUAUACCUUCAGCACCGGUUCAUUGGACACAGUUGUCAACCCAACUGCGCCUAUAAUGGCAACGACGAAGAUCUAUCGAUGCAAUUGCGGGCAAUGAGACCGAUAGCCGCCGGCGAAGACAUUACUCUCAAUUGCGUGCCGUUAACGUUGAACCGAACGGACAGACAAAAUGCGCUCAAAGUGUGGUCAAUAGUCUGCGAGUGCGACAAAUGUGUCCACCAUUUGGAUCGUGACAUCGAUUAUGAGCGCUUCAAUCCCUUACAAAUCGGUAAUCUUUUUCCCGAUCGUGUCCUCACAUCCCGUUCCCAACUCAUGGCUCACGUGUGGAAAUUGUUGACCGAUUUGGACAUAAUGUUCGGUGACUUUCAUCCAAUCAAAACCGUGUUUUUGAAUGUAAUUGUUCUCAAUGUAUACAAUUGUCCGCAUUUGACGGCAGCGCUAUUGAAUGAAUUGGAGGUCAGACUAAUCAAAGCGAUUGCGAUCACAAUUCCGAUCGACGCUACGAAUAGGGGUUUUUUCGAUCAUACCUUUCAUAUCUUGCAAUUCUCGCCAAAUGUUUUGCGUUUGAAAAAUUCACUCAUUCAGCCAUCGUUUCCCACACAAGACAUUGUCUCACAAUUGGAUCCAAUCAUACAAUCAGUGGUAAAAAUGUCACCAAAACUGUCGAAACCGUUAUCACCGGGAGAUGUGAUCACUCAAGACAUACCACUCAUUCAUAUCCUGUUAAUAAAAUCCAAAGGCAAGUAUUGCGACAAUUGUUUCAAACAAUCGGAUCAAUUGAAGAGAUGCUCGAAAUGUCUUCACAUGUAUUAUUGCGGUAAAGAGUGUCAGAAGAAUGACUGGAAGUAUCACAAGAAUGAGUGUCCACUCUAUGGACACGAAAUGCCAAUAUUGCUUCGCACUAAUGAAGGGCUCAGACUUUGGUUCCGAUUCUAUCUUUCGGUGCAAAACAUCCCAACGUUUGCCACAGAAAAGCACCGAUUGUUUGACGGAUCGGAAGUCAGUCUCAAUGAUUUCAAAGACAAAACCAUUGUUUUAAAUGUAGAUAAUUCUGAAUUUAAACGCAUUGCCAAAGUUUUCAUGAAAUAUGGGAUCAAAUACGGACGCGAAGACCUGGAAGAAUGGGUCGCUUUAAUGAAUGGGCGCUGGUAUCUCAUCCAAUACGGACGACCCGGUUAUGUGGAUUCUGUGGCCACCGGUCUAUACCUCCAGACCUCAACAUUGAAACACAACUGUCGGCCCAACAGUUGUUGUAUUUCCAGUUUCAAUGGACAUGUGAUUGAGUUGCGGGCCAUGAGAUCGAUAGCUCCGGGAGAGGAGAUUACCAUAAGUCGUAUGGAUUUGAUGUUAAAUAAAACGGAUCGACAGAAAGCGUUGAAAUCAAUAUCCAUAGACUGCGAGUGCGAGAAAUGUGUGGCCAAUACGGAUCGAAACUUGGAUUACCUGCGCCUACAGCCGGGCUAUAUUCAGGCCAGUCGAUCACCACUGGAUCCCCUGUACCGCGAAGUGAUGCAAAUGACGUCCGACGCGUUGCGUGUGACCAGUGGUCAGGGCUGUCCAUUUCAGGAUUAUUUCAUGCAAAAUGUGUUUUAA